UUUGGGAUUCAGUUCCCUCUCGUUGUUUCUACCGUUGACAUGUAUGGUAGUAGGCAAAAUUGAGGUGAGAAACAAGAAUAUGAACCUUGUCACAGCUCUCUUGCUGGGCUUCGUCGUCCAUGAAGCGCAAGGUUUAUUCUUUAACUUCCCAACACCCGAGGGGGUGCGCGUCAAGCCAGGUCGAUGUACAUGGUCAGCGUUAUUAAGCUGUAAUGAUCCGGCGGGUAUUUACAACAGUUGCGUCAAAGACGACGAUUGCCCUAGAACAGACAAAUGCUGUGUUUAUAAGUGCCGGAAGUUCUACUGCGCACACUCGAUACCACCAAAAACAGAUCCCUGCAGGACUAAAAACUGUACGGCUCAGGGAGAAUUGUGCGUUGUGGACAAAAACAACAGGCCUCGGUGCGAGUGUCCUUUAAUGUGUCCAAGGGCAAUAAAAGCACAGAGAGUUUGUGGUUCAGAUGGUUUUGCGUAUGAUAGUACAUGUGAUCUACACAGAACUGCGUGUAGUAUAGGAAUUGAGAUCAAACCAUUGUACCGAGGAGAAUGCGGGAAUCCGAUUACAGAUGUCACAACUACGACAAUGGCAACAGAACCGCAAGAAAUGUCAAAUACUCCCACACCUGCUGCGACCUAUACUCCAACUGCUACCUCCAAUCCAACUAGUGGAGCACUACCUCAAAGAUGCUUGAAACCAAGAGAAGUGGGAUCAUGCGCACAACGUAGUUUUGAAGUCAGAUGGUACUACGAACAUUCAACGAGGAAAUGCAAGUAUUUUGUGUAUCAAGGUUGCCAAGAUGCAGACGUCGAGGAAGAAAAUAACUUCAUUUCGGUAGAAAAGUGUAUAUCGGUGUGCAAAGAGGCGGAUGUCAAUGWCGCCUCCUGCCCAGCGAUAAACCAACCAAGUGAAUGUCCACCAGAUGUUGUUGAUCAGUGCUCAAGCGAUCAMGAUUGCCAAAUGGGCUUAAUAUGCUGCUCAGAAGGAUGUUAUCGAAAAUGCGUUCAACCUCAAAAACAAGUUAAAGCUGGGACAUGUCCUAAAUCAAGUAAUAUCGGCGAUUGUGAAGAUUUGCAAAGACAAGACGAUUGUGCUGAUGAUUACGACUGCAGAUCGAACUUGAAAUGUUGCCAGGCUCCAUGUGGAAAAAGAUGCGUUCGGCCUGCUGAAAGAAAACAACGAUGUACAACAGUCUUGGAUUUAGCGUUCCUGAUCGAUUCUUCUGGAAGCAUUCGAGGAAGCCAAUGGCGUUCGAUGCUGGAAUUCGUUGAAAACAUCAUCGGGAGUCUCCAGCUAUCGCCUCAAGGGAGUCACGUGGCAGUGAUCUCAUACUCAAAUAUCCCAUUUGUUCAGUUUAAAUUCAAUACUUUUACUGGAAACGAGCUGACCCACGCGAGGAUUAAUAGAGCCAUUGAUAGUAUAUAUCAUAGAAGAGGUUUCACGUAUAUAGACAAGGCUUUAAAAUUAGCCAACACAGAUAUAUUUACCAAAGCUUCAGGGAUGAGAGAUGAAGCAAAAAAAGUUUUAUUUGUUCUGACCGAUGGCUUCCAAACAAAACGAGGGAAAUGGACUCCUUUGGACAAAGCAUCGCAACCGCUGAAAAACAAAGGUGUUGAAAUAUGGGUUGUAGGAAUAGGACAAGCUGUGAACGCGGCAGAAUUGAUUCAAAUGGCUUCCAAGCCAUCAAAUGCUAUUGUUGUUAAAUCAUUUGAUGAUCUUCCUUCUAUAAGAGCGAAACUACGUGCAAACAUUUGCAAAGCUCCUGAGCCAACCAAAUGCCAAACACAACAUCAAAAUGCCAAGAGAAAUACUGCACACGAUGUAUACAUUCCACAGUGCAAAGGCGAUGGCAGUUUUGAAACCAUUCAGUGCCAUAAACGAGAAUGUUUUUGUGUGGAUAACGAGGGUGUUGAGGUCUACGGUACGCGAACACGUAUUGAGGCAGGAGAGCCACAGUGUGAUUCUGCAGUUCCAAAUGCAACGCCAUGUCAAAUUGCAUACAGACAAGCUAUCGAUAAUCACGUGUUUGGUGCUCAUAUMCCAAGAUGCAAGAGUGAUGGGCGAUAUGAGGAAAUCCAAUGCGAAGGGAGGACUGGAUACUGUUGGUGCGUUGAUGAUAGAGGACAAGAAGUGCUUGGGAYAMGRACAAGAMGGASUCUGUCUUGCCCUCAUCCGGAUGCCAAACCAACGUCUUGCAUAAAACGUUACUUGGAAAGACUUCGUAGCUCAGAACCUGGAGACUACAUCCCAUCAUGCAAUGCUGAUGGGAGCUACCGCUGGCUACAAUGCCACAGUACGUAYUGUUUCUGUGUUGAUGCCGACGGUAACGAACUAGCAGCGACAAGAGUUGAUAACGAUGCUGGAAGACCAAAAUGCACMGAGCAAGGUGGAAUGCUAACACCCUGUCAGCAGCGCUACCAACGAAUAAUGAGUCAACCCAAUCCCUGGUCAUAUCUCUAUGCUCCAAGGUGUCGAGAUGAUGGUAGCUUUGAGAACAUCCAGUGUGUCGGCGAGCAGUGCUCGUGCGUGGAUCGUUUUGGAAACGGAAUACCUCAGACAAGAACCACAAAGACGUUGCAGUGUCCAAGGCUUGGUGGUAUAGUCCCAAAAUGUUGGCAACAAUACCAGGAUGCAAUGCGCAAAUACGUACCUGGGAGAUUCGUACCACGUUGUCAAGGUAAUGGUCAAUUCAGUCCACUACAAUGCCAUGGGUCAUACUGUUACUGUGUCAAUCAAGAAGGACAGGAACGCAAGGGAACCAGGACUUAUGUGUACACAGGAAGACCGAAAUGUACCCUCAAAGAAGGCAGUCUAACCAAGUGUCAACUGCGUUUCUUGGCGGCUGUCAACAAUCCAAGGCUUCCAGUCCCUCGCUGUACUCGUAAUGGAGCCUAUGAACCAAUACAAUGCGACACGAAUGGCAAACAGUGCUGGUGUGUAUCACCCAACGGAGAUGAAAUCUCAAACACAAGAACACACAGCAAAGACAUUAAAUGUGCAAAUAUUGGUUCGAGCGGCCCUGCUAUCGACCUCGCUUUCGUAAUGGACUCCGCGUUGCACCCCGAAAAUUCAGACUUUGCCAAAUCGGUUGUCCGAAGGAUGAAAGUUUCUGCGCAUGGCGCCCAUUUUGGGUUUAUCUCUUAUGCAGACACCGCUGACCUAGCAUUUAAGUUCAAUGCAUUAAGCGGCUCAGGAUACACGCAAAGUGCUGUCAACAGCUUGAUUGAUGGUGUUGGGACACUUGGAGGAUCAGGACGAAGAGUGGACCUCGCGUUGGACUUGGCUUACCGGACUUUGUUUACAUCACAGGGGGGAAUGAGGAAGAACUCAAAAAAGAUAUUGGUAUACUACAUUCAGGACCCUAUCGCUACUCCUCAAAUUGCAGCCGCAGUAACCAGAUUGAGAACACAGCUAACGAAUGCUGGCGUAAAUCUUGUGGGUAUGGAGGUCAUACCAGGCAAAGAUGAGCCCUUCCCGGCAUUAUUUAACCUAAUAUCGCAAGACUACAACUGCUAUAAGUCCUACCUGAAAGCAAUUCAAGAAUAUACUCCAGGAGCCUAUAUCCCCCGCUGUCGACGAGAUGGAAGCCAUGAAAUCAUGCAAUGCAUGGGGCAAUUCUGUUACUGUGUUAACAAAGCCGGUGUAGAAACGCCAGGAACGCGUCUGAACGUUAGAUAUGGUACCCCACACUGCCUGCAUUUGAGGCCCGGAGAAUCGUGCGAGGGACGAUGUGCAACAGGGACAUCCCCAGACCGGCCAACACUCACAGAAUGUCAAAAACGUCGACUGUCAGGGGUAGGGUCAUACGUACCAAACUGCAAACAAGACGGGUCGUACGAGGAAAUUCAAUGUAAUCCAGUCACAAAACACUGCUGGUGUGUCGACAGCAAAGGCAAAGAAAUCAUGGGAACUAAAGUAGGAAAUAGAAACGGUGGAAAAUCUUACAUUCGCUGCGCUCCAAGUGAUUCUCCACUAACUGCCUGCCAACUUCAUUAUCAAAAGUCCAUGAGAAACCGAGACCAGUCGACAUAUGUCCCACGCUGUACACCAGAAGGUCAAUACAUGACAACACAAUGUCUGGGAUCUGAAUGUUUCUGUGUGGACUCAUCUGGCAGAAGAAUUAGUGGAACAUCAGUGAAAAUAACAGAAGGAAAACCAAACUGCGACAGUGUUGUUCACAAAAGACCUUUAGACCUUGCCAUCCUGGUAGACACUUCUGGACAGAUCUCCACCGAUCAAUGGCAUAUCGUUCUCAAGUUCAUAAGGACAGUGGUUAGUGGUUUCAAGGUCUCCCUUCAUGGCACCCAUGUUGCGCUAGUACCCUUCAGUACCACGCCCAAGACUAGCUAUACCUUUAACACACCUACCCUCUACACAAAGCACGAACUUAACACAUAUAUUGGAUGGCUGAAGCAAGACCCAGGGGCGAGAGAUCUAGGCGCUGCAUUAAGGCAUGCUGAUACUUCAGUGUUUCAAGAAUUUAAUGGAAUGCGAGCCAAUGCCAGAAAGGUGAUUCUGACCAUUCUUAUUGGCAAUAAUAACGUAGGCUCGAUUCCAUUAAAUGACAUUACAGCCCGGCUAGAGAGGCGUGGAAUAAGCCUGUAUUCUAUUGGUAUGACGGGUAUGACAAGAGAUCUACGACAAGUCGCUUCACGCCCUGAAUACACUAGAGAAACUACAAUAAGCAGACUUGAAGCACAGGCACCUUACUACAUUAACUUGAUAAGGCAGGGACUUAUUCCUUUAAUGGACGUCGCAUUUCUCGUUGACUCCUCCAACUCAGCAAACUGGGCAAGAUCAAUCGACUUCGUGAAAAGCCUACUAAAACGAUUCUACAUCCACUACGAUGGUACUCACGUUGGAUUCAUGUCAUACAGCACCUCCCCAUCGAUGGGAUUUGCCUUCAACGCCCUCAAUGGCAGCGCUUACACUCGUGAAGGCAUAAACGGCCUUAUCGACAGGGUGACCCGACAAGUUGGUGCCACUAGAGCGAUUGAUUCAGCAUUGGUAAUGGCGGACAGGGAUCUGUUCAGUUUAUCAGGGGGAGUCAGAACUGGUGCAAGACAGAUUCUCAUUGUUAUUUCAAGCGGUCCAUGGACAUAUCAACCCCAAAGUCUACAAACGGCCUUAAGAAGCCUUAGGAAAAGCGGAGUUAAUUUGUACUCAGUAGGGGUAGGGUCAGUAGAUCCAACUCUUCACUUCAAGUUAAUCAAAGAUGAAAGUCGAUUCUUCAGCAUUCCGUAUUAUGAUGACCUUGGAGACCUGGUACCGAGACUUGCGCAUGCCAUCAAACAAGAAAAACGAAUUCAAACGUGUCAAAAGGACAACCAGGAAACCAGUGGAUCCAUCCAGCGAGGUGCGCAUGUCCCUAAGUGCAAACCCUCUGGACAUUACGAAGAGGUUCAGUGUGAUUCAUCGUCCAAACAGUGCUGGUGUGUUGAUCCUAAUGGUAAUGAGAUUCCAGGAACACGAAUGAAUGGUGCAAUAUCGUGUCCACGUAUUGAAAAGCGUGUUAGUCACUGUCGACUGGAUUACCAGGAAAAGACCAGGAACUGGUUACUAGACACACGGCAUGUUCCUUGGUGUGAUGGAAAUGGUGUCUAUCUACCUCGACAAUGUUAUAAAGAUUACUGCUACUGUGUCAACAAACAAGGUGUUUACGUUGGGAAAUAUGUUGAUGUUUCAAGGGGGAAAGUCACGUGCGAGCCGCAAGGGCGAACAGAAUGCAAUUUGCAAAGAUUCAAUGCACUGAGAAACGGUCCAAGAUCAUUCGUUCCUAAAUGCAAAGAGGAUGGGCAUUAUAACGAGGUUCAGUGUCACAACUCGUACUGUUUCUGCGUGGAUAGAAAAGGCAGAGAACUAACAAAUACUAGAGUGGCUAUAGGGAAAGGGCAGCCUGACUGCAAAUCAUUUGAUUCUAAGCUUGGACCUUGUCUCAAGCAAGUUCAGCGUAACAUUGUGUCUGGAAUGGGUCACGUGCCGAAAUGUCUUCCAUGCGGAUCGUAUGAGCCAGUCCAGUGUGAUCCAUCUAGUCAUGAGUGUUGGUGUGUGGAUGAUCAAGGCAAGGAGCUCACAUCUACCCGCUCCAAAGAAUUCGUCCUCUGUCAAGGCAAAACAGUUCUCUCCAACUGCGAGAGGCAAUAUCAAGAAAACUGGAGAAACAGCAAGCAAACACGCUACGUUCCUCGAUGUACAGAGGACGGCAAAUUCAAACCAGUACAGUCACACAGUGGUAUUAUGUUCUGUGUGGAUCGUAAUGGUAUUGCAAGACGAGGACUUGAAGUAUAUGCACAGAUAGACGGGAAAGUUACAUGCGAAAACAUAGACAAACCAGAAACAAUGUGUCAGACAGAAAGACGAAAGGCUUUGCUAAGUAGAGAUGAGGUAAAAAUCCCACACUGCCGACCGGAUGGGUCGUACAGCCCUGUACAAUGUGACAAACAGACAGAUGAAUGCUGGUGUGGUGACGAUAAGGGUAUCGAGAUACCAGGGACCCGAACAACUGGUGUUGUAAGAUGUCCCCGAGAUGAUAAGCACAGCCCUUGCGAGAAGCAGUUUAUGCAUAGGUUUGGCCCAGCCUUAAACUUAUGGAGUCACCCUUCACCUAUGUGUAACUUUGAUGGCAGCUAUAGACCCGUUCAAUGCUGCGCAAAGAGUGGAUACUGCUGGUGUGUUAAUAAAAACGGUGUGCCCCAUCUUUGGUCUAUGACAAGAGGAAUACCAAUAUGCCAAAACCCGAAACCUUACAUGCCUUGCGUAGCACACAGAGAAAGGGUUCUAGGGCUGACUGGUGUAGCUCCUAUUGGUGCCUAUGUCCCAAAAUGUGCGCCAGACGGAAGCUAUUCGACAAUACAGUGUUCGGGAAGUACUGGAUUUUGCUGGUGUGUGGACGAAGAUGGACACGAGAGAGCUGGAACUAGACAAAGAGGACGUCCUGAUUGCACACAAGCUCCGUCAAUCGUCGAGAAAAAACUUGACCUGGCUUUUCUAUUCGACAAUUCUGAUAGCAUUACAAGCCCUACCUUCAAAAAUAUGACAAAUUUCGCUAAAGAUUUGGUUGGACGGUUGAAUGUUGGUGAAGGGAAAGUCCAUGUUGCCGCAGCAACAUACAUCAGUCCGCCAAAAGUAUUCUUCACGUUUAGUAACCCACUCACCGGAUUCCAAAGAACAGUACCAAAUGUUAUUAAUUUAUUGAACAAAAUUAAACUUGCGCAACCUGGCACUCCCGUGAAGAAUCCUGGUUUAGGAUUACAGGCUGUUGAACGUGAGAUAUUUAGCAAAGCUGGAGGACAAAGAGACGACAAAAACACUGUUAAGGCUUUGGUCGUAUUCAUUGGCAAAAAGCCAUCCGAUGAUAAAGAAACCAUUAAACAAGCUGCUCAGAGCCUCAAGAACAAAGGUGUCAAGAUUUACGUUGUGGGGAUUGGGGCAUACGAUGAAGAAGCAGCUAAAGAGAUUGCUGCUCCAAGCAAAAUAUAUCCAGAGGAAAACUGGACAGAAGUUGAAGAAGAAAUUGUGAAGUCUGUCAAAACUCCUGGUGUUGUGGUACCUGUCACUCCUACCCCUGUAUUUCCAAGUGCUGAAGAAAGAACCAAGUGCCGUAUACAAGUCGAGGCAGCGCUGAAAAAAGAGUUUAAAAAGAAUGAUUUUGUACCUCGAUGUAAGAAAGACGGAUCGUUUGAGGAAGUACAGUGUAGUGAAUGGAGGGGAGAAUGUUGGUGUGUUAACAUCAAUGGUGCAGAGAUCGAGGGUUCACGUUCCAAGGAGCUCGUAACGUGUUCUUCACAAGGAGAUGUUUUGACUGACUGUCAAAGAGAAUUCCAGCGCUCUGAGAAUAACAGAAUGAUCCCAGAUCGUUUCGUUCCUCGGUGCACGCCAGAUGGUCGCUACGAGAAGGUCCAAUGUGAAUCAGCGACAUGUUACUGUGUGAAUAAAAAUGGACAUGAGAUUCAAGGAACAAGAGCAACUUUACCUGAUGCUCCUGAUUGCGAUGACAUCGACGAGAAGCCAACCGUAUGUGAACACAAAUCCCAGGUUGCCUUAGCUAAUGCAGCCCCAGGAGCCUUUAUUCCCCAGUGCACUCCAAACGGAGGUUAUGACGAAGUACAGUGUCGAGGUUCCGUUUGCUAUUGUGUCAACAAACACGGAGAAGAGAUACAGGGAUCCCAAUUACCUAUUUCAGCUGGAAGACCGAAAUGUGAUAAUCCAGGAGCACGUCUAAAACCCUGUCAACGGAUUUACCAAGAAAACUGGAAGUCUCCUGCUAGAGGGCGAUACGUUCCUCGUUGCCAAGACAAUGGGGACUACAGUCCUGUGCAAUGCCAUGGUCCUUACUGCUUCUGUGUGGAUGAUAAUGGAUUUGAAAUACGAGGAACCAAAACGUUACAAACUGAAUGGCCUAACGCAUUUGAUGGAAUGUGUCAGAACAGGGAAAAACCUCUGACACAUUGCGAGGAAACUCUUCGUGACCUCACCUUUAAAUCACCCAAAGACUGGAAAGAUCCCGUCUGCAUCAGGGGGGAGUACAGAGCAUACCAAUGUGAUCAGGAUGCUGGAGUCUGCUGGUGUGCUGAUGAUAGCGGAGAGGAGAGACCUGGAACGAGGCAGAAGGGAGGCGUCAUAAAGUGUCCACGAGAUCCUGACGGGAAAUUAGUUUCUUACCCUGCGUGCCCGACAAUGGUUCUCCAAGAUGUAGGAUAUUUUUCCGUCUUUAUUCCUCAAUGCCAAGGAAUGAAUUUCCAAAAGGUUCAGUGUGACUACAGAAAUGGCUAUUGUUGGUGCUCCGACAAGUUUGGACACGGACAAACAUGGACAACUAGAAGAGGAAAACCUGAUUGCGAUAAAAUCACUUCGCCGAGUAAAUGUCAUCAACAUGCAAUGAGGUUCCGUGGUUUUACUGGAGUUAGUCCUCCUGGACACUAUGUACCCAAAUGCCGUCCAGACGGAUCGUACAAUCCAGUUCAGUGCGAGGGUUCUUCUUCAUUAUGUUGGUGUGUUGAUGAGAAUGGCAAUGAAGUCGAUGGAUCUCGUGAAUUUGGGCAGCCAAAGUGCAAAGAGAUCAAGUCUUUGGGAAAGCCUAGCGGCAUACAACCAGCAAUGACACCAUGUCACCAAGCUAGGCAAAAAGCCCUCGGACCAUCAGGCAUUGCGCCUCCUGGCGCAUAUGUUCCCAAGUGCAACCAUGAUGGAAGCUACAGUACAAUUCAGUGUCAUGUAGCAUCAGGAAGAUGCUGGUGUGUGGAUCAAAACGGUCUCUUACAGCAUGGUACCAUCAAACAAGGAGCACCAACAUGUGGGAAAACAGCUCCGCUUACUGACUGUCAGCGAGACCGAAUGGAAGCUCUAGCUUGGUCAGGACAGCUCGUGGUUGGAGCUUUUGUUCCACGGUGUCAAGAUGAUGGGAGUUUCGAGCCAGUUCAGUGUCUCCAAUCUCCUGGACAGUGCUGGUGUGUUGACGUCAAUGGUAACGAAUUGGCAGGAACUAGAGAUUUUGGCCAGGUUACGUGCUCAUCACGUGUCGGUAGAACGGUCUGUCAAAAAGAAGAGGAAGAGGUCCUGGAGGCUGGCGCUAUUGUGCAGAGAACGUGUGACAAAACCGGUCGAUUUGACAGAGUGCAGUGCAACAGUCCUACAAACCCUGAAUUCUGCUGGUGUGUUGAUCGUUAUGGCAAAGAAAUACCACGAAGCAGAUUACGAGGACCCAAGAAACCGCAAUGUGACUCGCAAUCCGGUCUGACUGAGUGCCAGCUCGAACGUCAGAGACUUCUUGGAUGGUCAGAUGUUGCACCGCCUGGUAGCAUGGUACCACAGUGUGAAGCCGAUGGAUGCUACAACAACGUUCAGUGCUUGAACUCUUUCUGUUGGUGUGUAGAUAGCAGUGGCUACGAAAUACUCAACACAAGGAUCAAAGGAAGACCUGUAUGUGGGAAAAGAUCAAUGCUAUCGCCAUGCCAAAUCGAAAGACAACGAGCACAAGGAUGGUCCGGCAUGAGCAAUGGAAUGUUUGUACCAAAAUGUUUAUAUAACGGCGCUUAUGACUCAGUACAAUGCCAUGGCAACGGGUGUUGGUGUUCCGAUAAGUAUGGUUACGAACUUCCUAUUUCAAGAGUUGCUGCCAACGUCAAACCAGACUGCACAAAGCUUCCAAGAAACUUUACGAAAUGCAUCAGAGAACGUCAACGUAUUUUAGGCAUCAAUGGGUUUCCUGUGCCUCCGGGAGUGUUCGUACCCAUAUGUAAAGAGGACGGCAGUUUCUUACCCACUCAAUGCAGUAUGUCCACUGGAUACUGCUGGUGCGUGGAUGCUAAUGGUAACCCAAUAUACGGAACACAAGUGAGAGAUCAACAACCGGUUUGCAAGGAUAAACGUGGUCCAACCAAAUGCCAAAAAGAACGCGAAUUAGCGCGAGGACCAUCAGACAUUGUUUCGCCAGAUGCUUUCGUACCACAGUGUGGCGCAAAGGGAGCGUACAAAAAGAAGCAGUGCCAGACGUCUAUAGGAGAAUGUUGGUGUGUCGAUAGAUUUGGAUCUGAAGAGGCUGGUACUCGCAGUCGAGGGACAAAACUGUGGUGUGAUCGGCCAGCUGGUCUAAGUCGUUGUAUGAAGGAGCGACGACGUGCGUUAGGCUUCACCGGUCAAGUCAUCAGGAACAGAUUCAGUCCAAGCUGUAAGCCUGAUGGUUCCUAUAAAGAAGUACAAUGCAGUAAGAAGAACUACUGUUGGUGUGUCAAUCGGGACGGUGUAGAAGUACUGGGAACGAGAACUAAAGGACGUCCGCGCUGCUUCUCACCAUCAGCUGUUCUAACGCCUUGCCAAAAAGAACAACGAGCAGCAUUGGGUUUUGAUGGAUCUCCAGUCGUUGGUGGCUACAUACCUGAAUGCGACAACAAUGGAAACUACAAGCCUAUCCAAUGUCACAAACAGAAUGGACAGUGCUGGUGCGUUGACCAGUUUGGUAAAGAGAUUGACGACAGUCGUAUGAAAGGAAGGCCUAAGCACUGCGAUAGACAACAAAUAGCGUCCAUCACCCAAUGUCAACAAGAACGUCAGCGAGCGAUGGCAGAAGGAAUGAGUGGACACUUUGUACCAAAUUGUGAAGACGACGGCAGUUACUUUCUGCAGCAGUGCUUUCCCAAGUAUGGCGUCUGCUGGUGUGUUGAUAGCAAUGGUAACAUUCUUCAUGGAACGAAGGUCCGUGGAAGUGCAACAUGUCCACCAGAAGACCCCAAGGCCACAGUUUGUUUGCAUCAGAGAAACGUGGCUUUGAAAGCAGCCGGUCAUCAACGUACUGGACUCUACAUUCCAACAUGUGACGAUCAAGGGGGGUACACACGAAUACAGUGUCAUUCGAGCUCAGGAUUUUGCUGGUGUGUGAACCGUUACGGUCGAGAAUGGCCUGGAACUAGGCAACGUGGUGGAAGACCCGCUUGUGAUAACACUGCUGGUCUGACACCAUGUCAAAAGCAGCGCUACAACUCUUACGCAGCAAACAAUAAGCAGUCAUCAUUCAACUUUGUACCAACAUGUGACGACAAGGGCGGAUAUAAUACCGUUCAGUGUUUGUCUCAAACGUGUUGGUGCGUCGAUAAAGACAACCAGGAAAUCCGUGGAACAAGAACGAGAGGACGUCGACCUAUCUGUCGAAAAACAGGCUACAAUACAAACUGCCAAAGAGAGCGCCACCGUGCCUUAGGAUGGACUGGCCUCAAGGUCAGUCAAUUCUGGAUCGCUGAGUGCGCACCCGAUGGUUCUUACGAAGGUGUCCAGUGUCAUUCAUCUGGUCAAUGCUGGUGCGUCGACAGAUAUGGCCGCGAACUACUGGGAACCAGAGUAAAGGGAAAGAGAAAUUGUGAAAAUUUCAGAGGUGGUGUUUCUCCAUGCUUGGAAGAUCAAAGCUACGCCCUUGCUUGGUACGUUGCCAACAAAAUCAGCCAGUUUACACCACGUUGCAAACCUGACGGUAGCUUUGAGCCUGUUCAGUGUGAUCCCUCAACUGGCUAUUGUUGGUGUGUCGAUAAAAUGGGAAAUGAACUUUGGGGAACAAGAAAGCGAGCAAAACCAGACUGCAGCAAAGCAGGUAAAACGACGACAUGUCAGAAAGAAAGCGAAGAAGCAAAGUCAAGUCGUCGCUUCGUUCCGUUGUGCAACGCUUAUGGCGGCUAUAGGAAAGUACAGUGCAACAAACAGGGAUACUGCUGGUGUGUAGAUCGAUACGGCAAUGAAUUACCAAGAACUAAAGUCAAAGGAGUUCCACGAUGCCAUGAAACUGAUGGACUUACACCAUGCCAGAAAGAACGGUUCCUCACUUUGUCAUGGACAGGAAAAGGAUUACCUGGUCGUGUCGUUCCUAAAUGUGACAGCGAGGGAUGGUACCUUCCACAGCAGUGUGAAUCAUAUUCUGGGUAUUGCUGGUGUGUAGACAAUGAUGGAAAAGAAAUACCAAGGACACAGGUUAAGGGAAGAGAAAAGGCACAUUGCACACAUCCAGACCAACUCACUGAAUGCCAGAAAGAAAGGUACCGUUCACUACCCUGGCCAGGGCACUUUAUACCAAAAUGCGACAAAGAUGGCCAGUAUAUUCCAAGGCAGUGCCAUGAUGGACAGUGUUGGUGUGUGACAUCUUAUGGACAUGAAGUACAUGGUACAAGAUCUAAUGCACAAGCAAGCUGUACACAAACGCCUUCACCAGGUUAUUUGACAAAAUGCCAAAAAGAACACAAAGAUUCAUUGAGGGAGCCAUUUGAACCAGUUGUUGGUAGAUUUGUACCCAAAUGUGACAAAAAUGGAGGCUAUAAACACAUUCAAUGUCAUUCUGGAAGACCACAGUGCUGGUGUGUUAACAAUUAUGGAAAAGAAAUCCCAAACACAAUGACUACUGGAAAACCAAACUGUGGCCAUAGUGCUGGUCUAUCACUUUGUCAAAAGGAGCGUCAGAUUGCAGUUGGCUGGACUGGUGUAGCUAAAGUUGGACAGUUUGUCCCCAAAUGUGAAACAAGUGGCAAAUAUAGUUUAGUACAGUGUCAUGGAUCUUCUGGUUUCUGCUGGUGUGUUGAUAAACAGGGUCGAGAAAUUCCAGGAACAAAGACCAGAGGGCCACGGCCUGUUUGUGCAUUGUUAGAUUCUCUAACCAGAUGUCAACAAGAACGCCAAAGAGCCCUUGGUGUAUUGGGUGUGGCUCCACCAGGUCGUUUUGCACCCAUGUGUACCCCUACAGGAGAGUAUGAAAAGGUGCAGUGUCAUUCCUCAACUGGUUUCUGUUGGUGUGUUGAUAAGUUUGGUCGUGAGGUUCCACUCACAAGGGCUAAAGGACGUAUUGUCUGCAAUGUUGUAGGUACAAUAUCAGCAUGUACUCUUGAACGUGAGCGUAUGAUUGCAUCAUCUAUCAGAGACUAUCCCAUACCAUCGUGCAACAAAAAAGGCAACUACAACCGCAAACAAUGCUCGUAUGCAUGGGGUGUGAGAUGUUGGUGUGCAGAUAAAAAUGGCAAUGAAAUCGCUGGAACAGUAGCAAACAAUGAUARAAUCACGUGCACUGACGAUGAUAUAAAAGGCAAGCCCACCAAAUGCCAGAAAGAACGAGAUGAUAAGUUGAACUUCAAGGCAGGCGAUUCAUCAGUUGUGAGAUUCAUCCCAUCAUGCCUUGAUGAUGGAAGCUACUCUAGUGUCCAGUGCUCUAUGGCAACAGGCGAAUGCUGGUGUGUUUUUAAGAGUGGCCUGGAAAUCCCAAAAACAAGGACAUAUGGAAUGCCAGAGUGUGGAAGAGAAGCUGGCCUGACAGCAUGCCGUAAAGAAAAUAUAAUGGCACGUGAUAAAAUGGGACUUCAGCUUAGAGGUCGAUACCUUGCUGCCUGUGAUACAAAUGGAAAGUAUAAGAAAGUCCAGUGCUACUCUUCUACAUGUUGGUGUGCUGAUGAGUUUGGCCAGGAAAUCCCCAAUUCCAGGGUAAAUGGAAGGCCAAAUUGUGGUAUUGCAGGAGGUUCUCUCACUACUUGUCAAAGACAAAGGAAGACAGCGCUACAGAACUCUGCACAAGGGCAGUUCAUACCACAGUGUGAACCAGAUGGAUCGUUUUCACGAGUACAGUGUGAAGGAAUGAUGUGCUACUGUGUUGACAAGAKAGGUGUUGAAAUACGUGGAACAAGGGUCAGUCUUCCAGCAUCAGCUAACUGUCAGGUGGCUGUUAGGAAAAGUCCUCGUGAUGAAAACCUGACGCCAUGCCAGAUAGAGUAUCGUCAAGCAACAAGAAACUAUGCAUAUAACAAGUUUGUUCCUCUAUGCAAACCUGAUGGCCGCUAUGAAGAGGUGCAGUGUGGACCUGGUUGGACUCACUGCUGGUGUGUGGACAUCAGUGGAAGAGAGUUAUCUGGAACAAGAAUAAAGGGACUUCCAACAUGCAAACCACAUCGUGCUGCAGAUGUUGUCUUCUUAGUUGAUUCCAGUAGUUUCAGUGAUGACAAACCCUCAUUCCAAUACCUUCUGAAAUUCUCGAAGGACCUUGUUGACAAGCUUGAUGUCUCACCUCGAGGAGUUCAUGUUGGCCAUGUUGUGUUUGCUGAUAAGCCUAAAAAGAUCUUUGGAUUAAAUACACUGAAAUCUAAUGAAAUAAAUGCUAAAGCUGUCAAAAAGUUGAUUGAUAGUACUAAGCCAGAACUAGGUCAACCCAGAAUUGAUCUKGCUUUGAAGAUGGCCAACAAACAACUCUUGACACUUGAAGGUGGAGCAAGGAAUGGUGCUCCAAAGUUCCUAGUACUCCUAACAACUGACACCAGAUUAGUGAGCGAUCAACUYAAACAYAAAGCAGCAGCCCAGCCUCUUAAAGACAGGGGGAUCAAYAUAUUUGUCAUUGGAACAGCCCAUAAAACAAGACCACAGGAUCUUAAAGACCUUGCUAGUCACCCAGCAAACAUUUAUACCAUACCUCAUGGCGGCGUUAAAAUGGCUGARGGCCUUAUUCCAGUAUCUGAAAACCUUGCUGAUGUGAUUAAGGGUUAUAUUAAAGAUCCACGCAAGAAAACUGGUCAUCCAAGGGGUGCAGAUAUUGGAAUUUUAAUUGGAGCCUCCCCAUCAACCACACCCAAGAGAUGGACUCAGAUGUUAAACYUUGCAAACAACAUUGUUGACAGUUACAAAGUAUCUCCUCGUGAUACUCACUUUGGAGUCAUUUCCUUUGAUAAGACCSCUAAAGUACGAGUCCGUUUUAACUCRUUCUCUGGACGGCAAUUGAAUAAAGAAAACAUCCARAAAAGCAUCAAAAAUAUUCCUUAUGUUAAAUCRACGGGCACWAGGAUUGAUAAGGCCUUGCAGCUUGCAGCAAGCUUCUUGUUUAGGGAGGAGAAUGGAAUGAGAGAAUCAGCACCAAAGUACCUUUUAGUGCUCACUGAUGGCGACCAAACCAACAAAAAUGAUCCUUCAUUUAUUCCCCUGAGUCGUGCUUCUAAGAAUGUCCAGGAUCGAGGUGUACUAGCAAUAAUGGCAGUAGCUACAAGACCACAAGCUGAUACAAACAUGAAUGAUCUUMGAGCUGUUGCUUCCAAGGAUAGAUAUGCUUAUGCAUACAGUCUAAAUCGGGCUCCAAUUCUUAUACCAUCUAUUGUGAAUCAAUGGAAAUUCAUCAGGAGAGACCARAUGUUCCCAGUUGAUAUUGGAGUGCUUAUUGGCUCAUCACCAAAGACCACCAAGGCMAGCUGGAAGGCUACUGUCAAAUUUGCCUCCAGACUUGUGAACCGUUUUGAAAUAUCACCUCGUGGAGCGCACGUAGGUGUUAUCACGUUUAACGAACAACCACGCAUUGCAUUCUCCUUCAAUACCUUGAAAGGCUUCCGUCAGAAUGGCUAUGAAGUCCAACGGCUCAUCCACACUCUUCCAUAUAAACCAGGUUUUACUAGAAUUGAUAGGGCUUUAGAGCUCGCCAACUCGUACUUGUUCACUGCUAAAGGUGGCGCAAGAAAAGAUGCUGCCAAGAUCCUCCUUGUAAUUGUCGAUGGACCACAAACACGAGAUCGUGGUCCUUACACAGCCUUAGCAACAGUUGCCCAGCAACUCAAAGCUAAGGAUAUUCAGACCUAUUCGCUUGGAAUUGGCCCACGUGCUAAUGAUCAAGAUCUUAAAGACAUAGCCUCAAGCCCAAACAACAUGUACAAGUCCACAGUGAACGCACUUCCAAAUGUUAGAAUGAGAAUUGGUGAAGCUUGGCUAAAGUAUUUGAGAGAUCGAUGGCUACCUGCAGAUAUUGGAUUCGUUGUUGAUGGCUCUGAUAACAUCCAGCCAGAACGCUUCCAACAAAUAAUCCAAUUCAUAAAACGAACUAUUAGUCAAUCRUUCCAUGUAUCUCCAUGGGGAACACAUUUUAGCAUGAUCACCUUUGGUAACAAGCCUAAAGUGAAUUUGUACUUUAACACUCUACGAGGUGACRAUCUCAAUACAGAURGAGUGAUUGGCUUGGUUGGUAAUGCACGUCCAGUUGGUGGUGAACCAAGACUGGGAUUAGCCCUGAAAAUGGCCAACAAAGAAGUGUUUACAGAAGCUAAUGGGAUGAGGAAAGCAGCAGUGAAGUAUCUUGUCGUCAUAACAACCAGUCCACAAUCACGCUACCAAGGAUUUAUACCAGUAACUACAGCAACCCAGGGCCUCAAAGACAAAAAUGUCCAAAUUUAUGCAAUUGGMCUGGGACCAAACGUGAAUAACCGUGAACUUAAUGACAUUGCAUCACGKCCAAAUAAUGUAUACAGAGUACCUUAUGGUGAGCUUCCCCAGUUUGGCAACCGUCUGUAUCAGGCUUGGAGAACCUAUCCACGUUCCCCAGACAAUAUGCGAGCUGCCGACAUUGGAUUCCUUAUUGGAGCCCCAAAAGGCUCCCCYGAAUGGAAGUACUUUAUAGACUAUGCCAAGCGUGUUGUGGACUCAUUUGAUGUGUCUGCCAAAGGGGUCCAUAUUGGUGCUAUGACGUUUGCUGACCAACCAAGACUUGGUUUUAGGUUUAAUACGUGGCGUGGGCCACGAUACACACGUGCUAAUGUAAAGGGUUCCCUUUCACGUUUGGUACCAGGUGUUGGGAAGCUUGAAAUUACACGUGCGUUAGCAGCUGCCAGGAGACAACUUUUUGACAAGAAUGGUGGAAUGAGACCUCAAGUACCAAAAAUGUUGGUAGUGAUUGUGAAUGAUAAGUUGACGGAAAAGCGCCCAGGAGCCAAAACUCUCGAAGCUGCAGCCAAGCCCUUAAAUAAGCUAGGAGUGAACAUCCUAGCAGUUGGCACCAAACCUAAGGCUAGUCGCCGACAGCUUGAUGAAAUAGCUUCAASUAAAGACGAUGUGUUUUACAUGGAAGCUCAGCGUUUGCCUGAACGAGCUCAUCAAGUCAUUAACAAACAGUAUGACGUUAUCAGAGAGAAACACAARCCAACAAGUGAUCUUUGGACAAGGUGCCAGAAACAAUACCACAAUUCACUCAAGAAGCAUGUCUAUGGAAGCUAUGUACCACGAUGUCGUCCCAGUGGAGAGUAUGAACCUAUUCAAUGUCAUAGCUCUAUCUGCUUCUGUGUCAACAAUGAGGGAGUUGAAAUUGCAGGAACUAGAAAACCUUACUUUGCACCACCAACAUGUGAACAAGCAGCACAUCGUCCAACUCCAUGCCAAAAGGGGUAUAGACAAGUGAAGGCAAACCAACUUGGAGUAUCUCAUCCUCGUUGUUGGAAGGAUGGCAGUUUUAAAGAUGUACAAUGUAAUCCUACUGGAUAUUGUUGGUGUGUGGGUAAAAAUGGCAAAGAAAGAGCUGGUACUCGUGCAAGGGGAUGGCCAUCAUGCGCAGUGAGAGGUCGUCCACUGACGCAGUGUGAACAGCAAUACCAGCAAUCUCUAACAACCAAGAACUUCGGUUCAUUUGUUCCUCAAUGCAAACCAAAUGGGCAGUACAAACCAAUGCAGUGUUAUCUUGGUAGCUGUUUCUGUGUGGAUCAACUUGGGAAUGAGAUUGAAGGGUCUUCGAGAAGACUUCCAAUCUUGCCUUCCUGUAGAGAACCAGGUCAACCACUGUCCCUUUGUCAGAAACAGUAUGAAAUGGCCCUGCARAAGCACGUUGUUGGUCGUAGAAUUCCAAUGUGCCGUCCAGAUGGUAGCUACGAACCUGUCCAGUGUGGCCGUGGWUGGGACUGUUGGUGUGUAGAUGAAGAAGGAAGGGAAGUUCCAGGAAGUCGAACACAAGGCUGGCCAGAUUGUGGAGUGACUGGUUGGAAACCUUCAGAUUGCCAACUUCACCUCCAGAAAUCACUGUCCAACCUUCUACCUGGACGGUUUGUACCACAAUGUUUGCCUUCUGGAGAAUACAAUGAUGUUCAGUGCUUUGGACCUGUGUGCCUCUGUGUUGACAAUUUUGGUGUUGAGGUCCCUGGUACUCUUAGACCAAGGUUUGAUGAUUUGGACUGCAGACCAUUAGGAUGGAGAUUGACAAGAUGYCAGCGUCAGUACCUCAUGGCUACUGCACGUUAUGCAAUUGGUGGCUUUGUUCCAACCUGUCUGGAAGAUGGUUCCUACCACCCUGUCCAGUGUACCGCAUCUGUGUGCAUGUGUGUGGAUGGCUAUGGUAUUGAAAUACCAAAUACGCGAAAACACGUGUCUGAAAUACCAGAUUGUGAAAAAGUUAAACCUCCAAAAACCACCUGUCAAGAACAAYAUGAUGUGGCUAUCAAAGACCAUCUUCCUGGUCGCUUCAUACCAAGAUGUCAACCCGAUGGACARUAUGAACAUGUKCAAUGUGAUGGCUACUCAUGCUACUGCGUUGAUCAAAAUGGAGUUGAAAUUGGUGGAACUAGAACGUCACGACCUCGUAGGCCUAAUUGCUAUGGACCUCGACCAACUCCCUGUCAUAAAGCAUAUGUGAAGGCUGUAGAGCAGUACCAACGAGGAAGGUUCAUCCCAAGAUGUACACGAGAUGGAGAGUAUAAGCCAGUUCAGCUGCAAGGAGAUGACAGCUUCUGUGUUGACGCAAGUGGUGUUGAGAUAUCUGGAACAAGAGUAAAGMGACCUUUCAGACCAAACUGUGAGGUUCCAAGUAAUCAGUUACGUCCAGGUGUAUGUCCAUUACCAUGGAAAGGUCUUGAUGGUAUCUGUGAUAGGCGUGGGGACAUGUGCGGGCGUGAUAUCAACUGUAAGAGAGGCUUUAAGUGCUGCUUCAAUGGMUGUCAGAAGGAGUGUAUUUCUGGUGAUCCAUCUUACAAAUAUGGUGGUCCAUGUGACAAAUACAUUGAUGUUGUACUAAUCCUGGACUCMUCUGGCUCUGUYGGACGAAGGAACUGGGUACUACUCAUCAGUUUCGCCCAAGCCCUUGUCGAUGUACUCUCUGUCUCACCACAGGGCUCCCACAUGGCUGUUAUUGCUUAUAGCACAAAGCCUAAAUUAGUCUUUAAUUUCAAAUCAUCAAGUGGGUCGUAUUACACAGCUGCUGAGGCCAAGAGGCUUCUGGGAGAGAUGAAAUGGCAAAGAGGAUAUACAUWUAUCGAUAGGGCUUUGAAAUUCGCAGAAGAUAAUGUGUUUGUUGAAAGUGCUGGAAUGAGAAAGUCAAUGAAAAAGGCAAUGAUCGUUCUCACCGAUGGCAAACAAACCACAAAAGGACAAAUUACUCCACUCGAUGUUGCAGCAGCUCCUUUUAAAGCUAUGAAUGUCAAAAUAUAUGCUGUAGGUGUWGGCAAAAAGGUUAAUAGAAAUGAACUUCUAAGCAUGGCUUCCUCACCUGAGAAUGUACUUAUAGCAGCAUCCUUCAARCAUCUGGAUGCAAAAGUUUAUGCCCUUCGUGCUGCUGCUGGAUGCAAAACAACACCUGCGCCAACAACAACAGCACGUACAACAUCUCCAGCAUCAACAGCAGCUCCAACAACAACUCCAACACCAUCGCCAUGUGAACGUCACCACCACCAACCACACCAGCCACUACAACACCACCAACCAAACCAGAUCCAUGCAAGACACACCAGUGCAUAGACCCRUAUGCACGAUGUAUAAUUGUAGAGAAUCAACCAACGUGUGUGUGCCAGGGCUGUCCUACYUUCUCUAGUCCUGUUUGUGGAUCUGAYGGAAAAACKUACCUGAAUGAAUGCGUACUGAAGUCAUCUGCCUGCAAAGAAAAGAAAAUGAUAAGAGUCGUUAGCAAAGGACCAUGUGUGAAAACAGAGACAACAACACUGGUUCCUACCACCCCAACGACCGAAGGACCAACGGCAGYACCAGGUGCGAUAGAUAUUGGUAUUCUAUUGGAUUCAUCACCUGAUUUACCAGUCAAUGACUGGACAAGUCUAAAAGACUUCACCAAAGAAUUUGUCAAAAGAUUCCCUAAGAUAUCACCUGCACCGGAUGGAACYCGAGUUGGUCUGAUUACAUAUGCCAAUGAACCGACUGUUCAGUUCAAUUUCCGAACCCUAGCUGGCUCCAAAUUGAACCCAACUGGUGUCCAGGAAUUAGUUGACAAGAUACCUCAAGGGAAAGGAACUAAAAGACGAACGGAAAAAGCUAUAACGCUUGCAGAAACUGAUUUAUUUAGCYCAAAGGGUGGAGCUCGAAAGGGUGCAAAACAGUAUAUUCUUCUAGUGAUGACAGGYCCAACGUCUUAUGAACCAGAUGGCCCGCACAGACCUGCAUAUUUAGCUGCUGAAAAUCUUAAAAAAAGAGGGGUCAGAUUUUAUCCAGUUUCUGUAGGGCGUCGUAUUGAACAACCCGAAGCUCUCUCGUUUGCAGACUAUGCUGAUGACGUUACACACGUUCCAUCAUUCAGGCAAUUGAGACCAGCGGCAGCUGCCAUUGCUCCUGCCGUGAAUGAAGGGAGGCCAAGAUUCAUCGAUUUGGUUUUCGUAGUGGACACCUCGCAAGGUGUUGACUGGCCAAGGAUGAAGACAUUCAGCAAGAACGUAAUGAAAGAUUUCGAUGUGUCUGUCAGGGGUACCCAUGUAGCCUAUGUUGUAUAUGGCAGUGGUGCUGGUGUAAGAAUUGGCUUCCCUAUUAAACCUACACCCAAUUAUCCAUACAGCGCGGACUCUGUAGGAAGCCAAAUUGACAAUGUUAAACCACAAGGUGGUAUCAGAAAAGAUCUUCAAAUGGGCCUGGAGAUGGCACAGGAAGCUUUUAAACCCAACUUUGGAGGGAGGCCUAAUGCUAGAAAGGUCGUUGUUGUCUUAAGCACUGGUUCAUUGUCUCCAGAGAAUAAGCAAAACAGAGAACUCACUGCUAAGACGUUACGAGGAGAAAAUGUUAAGAUUUACAGCGUCAAUUUUGGAAGUCCAGACAAUCGACCCGAUUUGGAAAAAAUAACUGGACGACCAGAAAAUGUCUUGAUUCCAAUUGGUAUUGAUGAGGCGCCUUCGUUAGAAAGACGGCUUGUACAAACUAUCGUCUUUGCAGGACAACGUCCAUAUAUUCCAACAAGAAGACCAACAACUCAAACUGCAACUACAACAAUUGCCGCUACAACUACAACUCCUGCUACAACUCCCGCCACAACUCCUGCUACAACAACAGAAAUGAAGAGUACUACAGAAGCUUUUGUCCCUAUUCCUGCAGACCCUGGAGCAUUAGAUGUAGCAAUGGCUAUAGAUUCGUCGGAAGAUAUCAGCAACGAAGAGUGGGGGGAUAUUGUUCAGUUUGCUAAAAACUUUGUUGACCAGUUCGAUGUUAACCCCUCGUCUACUGGUGCGCGGUUUGGUGUAGUCACUUACUCGAAAGACCCAAAAGUAUACUUCAACUUUAGAAAAUUGGCAGGAUCUCAGCUAAAUCCUACUGUAGUAAAGAAACUUAUUGAGGGUAUGCCACGCCAAAAGGGAACUGAACGGCGCAUUGAUCGUGCUCUGGAACUCGUAGAUUCACGUUUGUUUGAACCUGAAGCUGGAGCUAGAAAUGGAGCYAAACCGUACCUACUAGUGCUUGCAGCGGGUCCUCAGGAUACAAAGAAACCAUUUACUCCACCAAGUCAGGUGUCACGUAAACUACAGAAGGAAGGCGUUAAGGUGUUCUCAGUAGGUGUUGGCAACAGAGCUCCCUCUAAGGAAGUCAUCGAUAUUUCCUCUGGGGCAGACUAUGCUUUGAAGCUGGACUAUCCUCAGCUUCGGACUGCUGCAGCAAAUCUUGCACCAGCAAUUAAGGAAGAACAUGGCUUCUAUCGCGAUAUUGUUUUCCUCGCUGACGCAUCAGACGAUGUAGACUGGCCUCAGGUGCAGAGUUUCUCAAAAUCAAUCGUCGAUUCAUACCUACUAGUGCUUGCAGCGGGUCCUCAGGAUACAAAGAAACCAUUUACUCCACCAAGUCAGGUGUCACGUAAACUACAGAAGGAAGGCGUUAAGGUGUUCUCAGUAGGUGUUGGCAACAGAGCUCCCUCUAAGGAAGUCAUCGAUAUUUCCUCUGGGGCAGACUAUGCUUUGAAGCUGGACUAUCCUCAGCUUCGGACUGCUGCAGCAAAUCUUGCACCAGCAAUUAAGGAAGAACAUGGCUUCUAUCGCGAUAUUGUUUUCCUCGCUGACGCAUCAGACGAUGUAGACUGGCCUCAGGUGCAGAGUUUCUCAAAAUCAAUCGUCGAUUCAUUURACAUUUCACCAAAAGGGACACACAUUGCAUAUGUCGUUUAUAGCGACGAUGCAAACAGAGUGGCAGCCUUCCCACAGGUCUUUGGGCCUGGCGUUGAAUAUAAUGCCGAAACCGCUAAAGACAUCAUUGAUGCCAUUCCGCAGAAAGGGGGUCAGGAAAAGAAUGCUUACAAAGCACUUCCACUUGUGUAUGAAACGUUUACUCCACCAUAUGGUGGUAGACCGAAGGCCAGAAAGGACUUGAUAUGGCUAUCUGGAGGUGCUUGGAAUGAUAAAGACAAUAAGAUUAUGGAAGAAAUUCAACGGCUGAAAAAACUUGGAGUCAACAUAUAUCCAUUUGGCAUUGGUAGACCUAUCAAUAGCCAACAACUAAGUUCCGUUGCAACCAAACAUGAUAAUGUUUUUGUCCCAUCCUCCUAUGGUACAUUGGAAAGAGAAAAAGACCCUCUUAUUCAAGUCAUGGCAUUUGGCGUGAGGCCUGCAAUAACUGCACCACCCCCUGGAGCCAUGGACAUUGCUAUCGUAAUUGACUCCUCCAGUGAUAUCACCAAUGACAACUGGAAGCGUAUUCUUGGAUUCGUAACAGCCUUUGUUCGCCGUUUCCCCAAAGUUUCUCCUGAUGGAACUCGCUUUGGAGUCGUUAGCUACGCAGCAGAUGCUAAGGUUCAUUUUAACUUCAAGCCUGAAAUGGAUAAGAACGAAGUUGUGAAGCGAAUAUCAGAAACCCCACGCCAAACAGGCAACAUUCGAAGAAUGGCUCCCGCAAUGGAGCUAGUUAAGUCAGACCUGUUCAGCAGUAAAGGCGGUGCACGUGUCGGGGCAAAACAGAUGCUCCUCAUGAUAAUGACUGGCCAACAACCUGUCGGGGAUAACAACCUUGCUACCGCUGCAAAAAGUCUCCGUAACGAUGGUAUCAAAAUCAAUGUAGUUGCCAUUGGACCAUCCGUUCAACCAUCUGAGGUGUUCAACAUUGUGGAUUCUAAAUCAGACUACAUUUCCUACACCCCUAAGUACGAUGGACUUGUGCCCGGUGUUUCUGAACCACUUGCUGUAGCAGCUCAGGAAGAUCGUGGAAGAUUUUAUGAUGUUGUUUUCUUGGCUGACUCCUCAUCUUCAGCAAACUUGCCAAAAACCAAAGCAUUUUCCAAGGGAUUUGUAAAGUAUUUUGAUGUUGCAGAAGACGGCACUCAYAUUGCUUAUGUUACAUUUGCCGACAAUGCCAUUCCUGGGUUUUCAUUCMMAGGAUACAAUGUACCAGGCUCAGAAUACAGCGAAGAAGACGUCUUUUCUCUCAUUGAUGCUUUACCUUCUGCAAAAGGUGACAACAGACACUUACACCUUGGCUUGAAUGAGGCCAUCAAGUCCUUCUCUGAAAAAMRRGGAGGACGACCAGAUGCCAGAAAGAUUCUUGUUAUCACUCUCAGUGGCCCUUGGCCAAGCCAAUACCAAGAUCAAAUUAACCAUGCAUUCAAAACACUAAAUGACAUGGGUGUCCRAACCUAUGUGUUUGGUGUCGGGCGCGAAGUUCAGGCACAGAAACUUUCAAAUGUAGCAACCAAAGCGUUUAAACCAAACACAUACGAAACCUUGGGAACCCAGUUAGUACCUCUUGCACGAGCUGUMAACUUCGGAGAUAAAGAGACGAAGCCGGCCCCAACAACACCUGCAGCACGGCGGCCAAGAGAUGUGGUGAUUAUUGCUGACUCUUCUAAUGACGUGAGUUGGCCGGCAAUGGUGUACUUCAUCAAGCAAGUUGUUGGAGGUGUGGGCGCUUCGCCACAAGGAACACACUAUUCAAUAAUAGCCUUUGCCAAUGGAGCCAUGGGAAUAGUGACCUUCCCAGUUGACCCGCAAUCAAUAUCUCAAUACAACGUCCCAUUGGUGCAACGAUUUAUUGACGCUGGUGCCUCUAGAAGACCAAGAGGAAGCAGGCAUGACGUGGAUGCGGCACUUCGUUUGGCACGGACUCUUUUGACUGACRAGCGAAUGGGAGCACGACCGAAUGCUCGAAAGGAUGUGCUGGUAAUCACCGGCGGAGCUUGGGGACCAACUCCAGCAGCUGCCGCAUUGAGGAAGGUAGCUCCGGUAUACGCCAUUGGAGUAAGACCAAAUGUGCAAGAAAAGCACCUGCAGCAAGUCACUGAUAAUCCUAAGCGGAACUUCCUUGUCGGGUCAUACCCUCAGCUGAGAAAUUACUGGACCAACUUCCAGAAGAACUUCGAUCAAGAGACGAAGCCGGCCCCAACAACACCUGCAGCACGGCGGCCAAGAGAUGUGGUGAUCAUUGCUGACUCUUCUAAUGACGUGAGUUGGCCGGCAAUGGUGUACUUCAUCAAGCAAGUUGUUGGAGGUGUGGGCGCUUCGCCACAAGGAACACACUAUUCAAUAAUAGCCUUUGCCAAUGGAGCCAUGGGAAUAGUGACCUUCCCAGUUGACCCGCAAUCAAUAUCUCAAUACAACGUCCCAUUGGUGCAACGAUUUAUUGACGCUGGUGCCUCUAGAAGACCAAGAGGAAGCAGGCAUGACGUGGAUGCGGCACUUCGUUUGGCACGGACUCUUUUGACUGACRAGCGAAUGGGAGCACGACCGAAUGCUCGAAAGGAUGUGCUGGUAAUCACCGGCGGAGCUUGGGGACCAACUCCAGCAGCUGCCGCAUUGAGGAAGGUAGCUCCGGUAUACGCCAUUGGAGUAAGACCAAAUGUGCAAGAAAAGCACCUGCAGCAAGUCACUGAUAAUCCUAAGCGGAACUUCCUUGUCGGGUCAUACCCUCAGCUGAGAAAUUACUGGAAAAGUUUCCAAAAUAGGUUUGGCAAAGAUCCUAGGACCUUAGAUAUSGCUUUGGUGGUCGACUCUUCUAACGAUAUCCCUAAGGAUAACUGGAAGAAGAUUACAUUUUUCCUUAAAGGAGUUGUGAGGGGAAUCAACCGAGUGUCGGCUGAYCUAAAUAGUAAUCGUUUUGGCUUGAUCAGCUAUGCUUCAAAACCKACGUUAGUCUUCAGAUUUAACACAUUACAGGGAAGCAAGCUUAGCACCGAGGCAGUGUUGGGGCUUCUUGAUAACAUACCUCGAGGGUCUGCUCCUCGUAGAAUUGAUCUCGCUCUUCAGACGGCAAGAAGUGACUUGUUUAGCGCUAAAGGCGGACAACGAACUAAAUCGUCUAAGGUUAUCCUUGUUUUGUCCACGGGAGCUCAACCAGAAGGUGUUGGUCAAAAUCCAGGAGAAGUUGCAAAAGAUCUUCGUGGUCGUGGAAUACAAUUAUAUUCUGUUGGAAUAGGGAACGAUUUCUCCAAACCUCAGGUCAUAGGGACAGCAUCCUAUCCAGGGUAUGCAUACUUCUCUUAUAACUACGAAGGAAAGAACAACCUGGGUGCCUUAUCUCAACCUCUUGCCGAUGACAUUUUGCAAGGACGAGGACAAGUGCGAGAUAUAGUUGUUGUGGUAGACUCAUCUUCAGGUGUCAACUGGAAUGCCCUCAUUGCCUUCCUAAAGCAGAUCGUUGGAGUUUUCAAUGUCUCACAACAAGGAACCCACUUUGCAUUUGUCACCUUUGCUGACAACUCCGCCAUCGCUGUCCAGUUCCCAUCGGCAGGAGCUAAGUACAACGUGCAAGUUGUACAGCAAAAUAUUGAUGGAAUGAAACGUAGCACAGGAACUGGACGUAAUGUCAAUAUGGCACUGAAGAAUACUCAGAGACUUCUAACUGAUACACGACUGGGCKCACGACCAAAUGCAAGAAACUUAUUAUCACAACGGGUAAAUGGUCUGGAAGUUCUCAAGAGUAUAUCAAAACAGCUGCAGAUGUCCGAAAACAGGCACCUAUCUAUAUAAUUGGAAUACGACCUCAGGCACAAGAACCYCAACUGCAAGAAAUAACCCAAAACCCUAAGAACAACUUCAUGAUUGGUUCAUAUCGCGAACUUCAAGGGUAUUGGAGAUGGUUGUGGCGUAUGAUUUUCUGGAAAGAUAUUCCAAGAGCUUCUGGUAAAGGAGCUUUAGAUGUGGCCCUGGUUGUCGACUCRUCACCRGAGGUCGAUCCUGAAAACUGGGCAAGAAUUAUAACUUUCCUGAAAGGUGUCGUGAGGACUAUCAACAAAGUAACUACUGAUCCGAACAGCAAUCGCUUUGGAUURAUUAGCUAUGCUUCACAACCAGCGUUAGUUUUCAAGUUCAACACAUUAGAAGGCAACAAGCUUAGCACGGAGGCAGUUGCAGGACUUCUUGAUAACUUCCCUCGAGGAUCAGGUGCUCGUCGAAUUGAUCUCGCUCUUCUGAUGGCAGGACGUGAUUUGUUUAGUAUUAAAGGCGGACAACGACCACAAUCAAGAAAGGUCGUUCUUAUGCUUCAAACCGGGAAACAACCUGAUGGUGUUGGCCAGGAACCAGGAGAAAUCGCCAAGACUCUUAAAGGACGAGGAAUAAGGCUGUAUACCAUGGGCGCUGGAAUGAUGUUCUCACGUCCUCAAGCACUUUGGUCAGCGUCCUAUGCAGACAAUGCAUACUAUACGUAUAACUAYCAAGGAAAAGAUAACCUCGCUUCGUAUUCCAAACCUCUUGGACAGGAUAUACUAAAAGAUCAAGGCAACUAUCGCGACAUUGUCAUAGUAGCAGACGUUUCCAACUCGGUUAACUGGCCUUCAAUGGYUGCCUUCAUUAAGCAAAUCAUUGGAGCAUUCGAUGUGUCAAUGAAAGGAACUCACUUCGCGUUAGUCUUAUACGCCGAUCGAUCUGCUGUUGCCUUUUCGUUCCCAAAAGCAUCUGAGCCGGAUGCGAAUUAUAACGUUAAAGCUUUACACGGGGUAGUGGAUGGGUUGAGACCCGUACGAGGAAAUGGAAGGAACAUCGGCCAGGCAUUAGGGGAUGCUCUGACUCUCUUCACUAUGCCUUUAUUCAAUUCAAGGAAGACAGCUAGAAAGGAAGUCGUCAUCAUCACARCAGGACAAUGGGCAUCCAAUGCCUGGAUAAGAACCGCAUCACAAUURCGUAAUUAUGCCACCAUAUAUGGAAUAGGUGUACGACCCCAGGCAAAGGAAGCCCAACUUCAGAAGGUGACACAGAACUACAACAAUAACUUUAUGGUUGGCUCAAUGGGYGAGCUUCAAGGGUAUUGGCAGUGGUUGUACAGAAUGGUAUAUUGGAAGGAUCUAGUACGUCCACUUGAUAUCGCGUUUGCAGUCGAUUCAUCAACAAGCAUCACUAGUGCAAACUGGGGCAAGAUCAUCCUCCUUAUUAAAAGAUUCAUAGGAGGCUUUGAGGUUUCCCAGCAGCCCUCAAGCGCGCGAUUUGGGUUCAUCUCGUUUGCGCAAAAACCCUCUGUAUAUAAAACGUUCAAUGCAUGGCGGGGYGCACAGCUUAACCAGGCAAAUGUUCUUGGUGCUGUCGAUGGCAUACCAAGGGAGACUGGUAAAGAGAGGCGAAUUGACCUCGCACUGGGUCUAGCUGGUAGUAAAAUGUUUACAACUGACGCUGGGAACAGGCCUUCAGCACGUAAGGUSUUGAUUGUUAUCAUGUCUGGAGCCCAGUCUACGAAGGUCCAUCAAAUGUUAUUACGCAAUGCCCAUAGARCAUUAUCUGGUAGCAAKAUUAACGUGUAUGGUGUUGGAGCCGGAGCACAGUUCAAUGCUAGAGAUGURUUAAGAACUGCCAGUAAGGGUGACCUUAUUUAUUUCAACUACAAAGACGAUCAGGUACCUCAGCUGGCCCCUGACAUGGCUAAGGGUGUUAAAGCAGGAACUGGACGCUACUUAGAUCUUGGCUUCCUAGUCGACUCUUCAGACCAAGCGAACUGGGCCGAAGGCCUGUCCUUUGUAAAAGCURUCGUUAAAUCUUUUGAUAUUUCCGUGCAAGGAACUCAUGUUGGAUUUAUYAGCUUUGCUAAUACCGCGAAGGUUAACUUCAACUUCGCUGAGUACCCUGCUCCUACUUCCCAGCUUAUCAGCAAUGGACUUAACGAAGUACAGCCGAUACGAGGCAACCAAAGAAGGGUUGAUCUUGCCUUCGRACAAGCCCUGAACAAUCUCUUUGUGACAGGAAAAGGAAUGAGGGCAAUGGCAAGAAAGGGUAUUAUUAUCCUCACUGGUGGACAAUGGCCACAACGUUACGCAGCUGCUUGGCAGCGUGCAUCAAAAGCACUGCUCGCGAAAAAGAUCAUCAUCUAUGCUGUCAACAUUGGUCCAGGCAGGCCCGCAAUAGAGACAGCAGUCUCAAAUCCUGCCUUUGUAUUUACUCCUGUGUCAUAUCCAGCCUUACGACGCCAGAGAGAACCUUUAGUGCAAGCUAUUGUGUUUGGAGCUCCAAAGGUUUCAGUGAAACCACUGGACGUAGCGUUCGCCGUUGACUCGUCCCAAGAUAUCUCUAGUACCAACUGGAACUUUAUUCUUCGGUUCAUGCAAGGAAUGGUCGAUGGUAUUGGUAAAGUAUCCCCCUUACCUAGCGGAACCCGAUUUGGACUUGUCAGCUAUGCAAAUGCUCCAGUACUUGGGUUUAAGUUCAACGCACUUACAGGAUCGCGGAUUAAUGCUGGUGAAGUAAAGAAAUUGAUUCAAUCUGCUCCACGACAGACAGGAAACCAGAGAAGAAUAGAUCUUGCAAUUGAAAUGGUUGCUAGGGACCUGUUUAGUAACGCUGGAGGCUCAAGACGCAACUCAAGAAAGGUACUGGUAUUACUGAUGUCUGGUUCACAAGCUCAAUCUCACAAACAAGCUUUGGCCAACGUACUGAAAUCCAAACGAGCUUACUCCACCUAUGUAGUUGGAGCCGGUCCCAAUUUCGACCAGCAAGAGACGAUCGAUACUGCUUCGUAUGCUGAUUAUAUCUUUUACAACGACCAUCCGAAGUUAGAGCAACAUGUGCAGAAAAUGAGCAAGGGCGUAAACCAAGAACGAGGGAAUCACCUUGACAUCGCUUUCCUCGUUGAUGGAUCAAACAACGUAAACUGGGCUGCAAUGCAGACCUUCACUAAACAACUCGCUAAGCGAUUCCAUAUCUCUGACUCUGGCUCACACAUUGGCUACAUCACAUACAGCAACGAUGCUGGGAUAGCCUUCCGCCUUAACGCGCUUAAAGGAGUAAAGUAUACCUAUGAAGGWAUCGCUAAACUCAUUGAUAAUGUUAAGCAUAGAAGAGGAACUGUACGAAGGGCAGGACAGGCAUUCAACGUUGCUUCUGGUCAACUGUUCACAAAGGGAAAUGGAGCGCGUGACGAUAGCAGAAAGAUAAUCAUCAUCAUUACAACUGGUGCAUGGCCUACUGACCGUCCUCUUUGGAAGACCGCAUCUGCAGCACUUCGCGAGAAGAAGAUCGAUGUGUUCGCCGUUGGUAUUGGCAAGGCCGUCCAGCUUCCUCAGCUUAAGGCUGCUGCUGGAGAACCAGGAUACGCGUUCACCGUCAAUAAUUACAACGCUUUGAAUAAAAUGGAACCUAAACUUAUCAGAACUAUAGUAUAUGGAGCUAUAAUUACUCCUAUUGAAGUCGCAAUAGCAGUGGAUUCCUCUCAGACAAUCUCCGCUCAAGACUGGCGCGCAACAUUGAAAUACGUAAGCUCGUUCAUACAAAGUGCACGGGCUCUUAAAGACAGUCUCGGCGCUUUCCGUUUCGCCCUCGUAAGCUAUGCAGCAUCUCCAAAAGUCAUAUUUACAUUCACUUCAAAAGUUCACCUAAUGAAUAAAAAGGRAACGGAAGGGUUGGUAGAUAAAACUGCACGGCAGUCGGGUCAGCCRAGGAGAAUCGAUCUUGCUUUGCAGACUGUGCAGAGAGAUGUAUUCAGCGCACGUGGCGGAUCAAGACCUGACUCUAGGAAGGUCCUAAUUGUAUUCUUUGCCGGUCCACAAGCGCAAGGACWAGGUGCAGCGUUACGUAAUAACGCAGCGUYGUUACGUAAAUCUGGAGUUGCAAUAUACACCUUGGGCGCAGGRAAGAAAUUCGUSAARCCUGAGGUUCUAUGGACYGCUUCUCACGCYGACUAUGUCUAUCAUAAGUACAAAUACGAUAGCAUCGAUGAACUAACAGAACUUAUGCCUAAGGAUAUCAAUUCAGGAAUUGGCAUUAAUUACGACAUUGGCUUCCUCGUCGAUGCAUCAAGCACGGUCCAAUGGAACCAAAUGAAAUCGUUYAUCAAAUCAGUUGCUGGYUCAUUUGACAUCUCUAACGAUGCCACACGUGUGGGAGUAAUAACCUACAGUGAUGCAGCUAACCUUGAUGUGGCAUUCAACGCUCUAAGCGGCGCUGGUUACACCAAACAAUCCUUCAAUAGACUUGUGGAUGCGCUUGCUAGACGAGGAGGACGAAAUAGACGAAUUGAUCUAGCUUUGAAACUCGCUUUACAGACAUUAUUUGUAGAAAAGAACGGUGCAAGAAGUUAUGCCAGAAAGAUCUUGAUCAUAAUCACCGCUGGUCAAUGGCAAGCUCAAUUCGCGGGAGCAUGGAAACAGACCGUUGCACAAUUACGUAAUAAUAAGUUUGACYUGUAUGCKYUGGGUGUUGGUGGAAAUACUGAUGMARGUCAGUUGGAAGGCGUUGCCACAAAAUCUGGCUAUGUAUUCCGACCGGCCUCGUACGAYGCMUUGRAUAAACAAUAUCAACAGCUCGUCCAGGUGAUCGUCUUUGGAGCGCCUGCUAGACCAUUUGACAUAGCAUUCGCUAUUGACUCCUCUCGUCAACUCACCAAUGAGCAAUGGGGCUUCAUCGUAAGAUACAUCCAAGCUUUCAUAUCCAAAUUCCCUGUUAAAAUAUCAACUGACUUCGAUGGCACUCGUUUUGGUUUUAUCAGCUAUGCAGCUCAACCCAAGGUCUAUUUCUCAUUCAAAAGUGUCCCUGAUAAUCAGAUAAGUGCAGCUGGAUAUAAUGGCCUUGUGAGCCGAGCUCCAAGACAGACUGGUUCCGCCAGGCGUAUUGACAGUGCUAUAAAGCUGGCAACGACUGAUAUGUUUACAGCGGCAGGUGGAGUUAGACCCAAUUCACGAAGGGUUUUAAUCGUGUUAUUUGCGGCACCACAAGCUACAGGACAGUAUCCUAAACCAAGUGCAGUAUCGACUCAAUUACAGAAUAGUGGUGUCCRGGUGUAUACUGUCGGUGUUGGUCGAUCGUUYRUUCAACCUCAAGUGCUUUGGACAGCMUCUCAUGCUGAUUACGUUUCUUACAAAUACAACUAUCGAGAUAUACCAAAUACUGCUGAAAAAUCGGCUAUUKCUGUCAGUAAAGGGCGUGGCUACCCUCUGGAUCUUGGAUUUAUCGUUGAUUCAUCAGCAGGCGCCAACUGGGCACAGAUGCAACGCUACUCGAAAGCUAUUGUUAACUCGUUUGAUGUCUCAUCUAUUGGUACACAUAUUGGUUACAUUACAUACAGCGAUAGAGCACUGAUGGCGUUUAAAUUUAACGCUCUUCAAGGAGCUGGAUACACAGCCAAGGGGGUUAACACACUCAUUGAUGGUGUGAGAUAUAUGAGGGGGAGAGGAAGGAAUGUCCACAAUGCAUUGCAGGUUGCUCAGAAUCAGUUAUACACAUCACAAAAUGGGGCGCGGUCUGAGGCAAGAAAGGUUAUCAUCGUCAUCACUUCUGGUUUAUGGCCAAAUCGCUUUGCCGGGACGUGGAGAAACAUCGCUGCAAACCUAAAACGUCAGAACUUCGAUAUUUACGUCAUCGGCGUCGGAACUUCAGUCGCCAAACCACAGCUACAAGAUGUCUCAUCUCAGUCAGGAUACUUCUUCACCUAUGCAAAUUACCCGUCAUUCUACACGGGCUAUCGCGAGGUUGUGCAAGUCAUAAUAUUUGGAAGAGAGGUAUGUUACGCAAACAACUGCGCAAAGACCCAUCCYUACUCUACRUGUAAAAACGUKGACGGCAAAGCUAYGUGCGUCUGUCCCACGGUCUGCGCGCAAGUCCGAAAGCCUGUGUGCGGUUCAGAUGGCAAACCGUACGCCAAYGAAUGUGAAAUGAGGGCUGCUUCGUGUAAGAAUAGGAAAAUGAUAACUAAGAAAAAAGACGGACCGUGUGAUGUAUGUGCUGGUUUCAAAUGUCCAAACGCUCUAGCCACUUGUAAGGAUGUUGGCGGUAAAGCAACCUGYGUAUGCUCAAUUACCUGCCCUAAAACAAMKUCUCUGGUUUGUGGAUCUGACGGAAAAACKUAUAACAAUCCAUGCGAGUUGAGAAAGGCAUCGUGUGAACAGAAUAAGAGGUUGACUGUCAGAAAGAGAGGAACUUGUGAAUGCAAAGUUGGCCUCGAUGCAGCCUUCCUCAUUGAUUCAUCUGGUAGUCUCGGCCGAAGGAACUGGAAACGCUUACUCAAUUUUGUCAGUGCUUUAAUAUCAAAGCUCAACGUCGGCCCACAAAAGACCCAURUCGCAUCUCUUCGUUAUAGUACGCGCAUUGAGAUAGAUCUUCAUUUUAAUACGUUAAAAGGCAACCAAAUCACAGCCGCGGAAUAUGCAAAGAGAAUUAAGGGUUUGCGAUGGCAGCGUGGUUAUACGUUUAUUGAUAAGGCCUUGUUGGCGGCUGCACAACAAAUGUUUGUACCUAACCGUGGAAUGAGAGCCAACGUGAAAAAGGUUGCGUUCAUGAUCACCGACGGUAAACAGACCCGAGUCGUUCGAGGACGACCCGUGAAGUACACACGACUGAGGGUGGCCUCGCAACAGUUAAAGAAUAAGGGAGUACGAGUGUAUUCUAUGGGUAUCGGAAAACCUGGUAAAGUUAUCGAUCAAGAACUGAGGGAUGUAGCCUCCAAACCACAAUAUAUAUACAAGGCAGUUAGUUUUAGAGCUCUCGUACCGAAGAUUGAUGGUAUAAUACGAGGUCUAUGCGAAGACUAAUCUACAACGAAAGUUACGAAACCACAAAAACAGCAAUGCAAAUUAUUGUAUCGCAAAUAUUUCUAAAAAAAUAACUAGUUUUUGCUGUGAAGAUAAUUCGACGCUCAAAUAUGCUUUAAAUAACGCAAAAACAGAAUAAAAAGGCUGGAGUUAUAUUCAAAGCAACAACUGCUGGCCAAGAUAAGAUUACAAGAUGAGAAAGUGGAAAGUGACGGCAGAAAAAUGCUAUAAAUUCGAUAUAUGUCACUUAAUCUAAUCGCACUAUAUUGUUAUCUAUAAUGAGAUCUAUAUCAUAUAACGCAGUUUUCGCAGUCUAGAGCUUAUGUAGUUAGUAAAUAACUAAGAAAUAUCGCAUAUUCUGCUUAUUACUAAAAUACGUUAAUAAACUGCUAGCUUUAUAA
Molecule: messenger RNA, 33754 nt
Organism: Exaiptasia diaphana
Lineage: Eukaryota; Metazoa; Cnidaria; Anthozoa; Actiniaria; Aiptasiidae
Cellular component (GO): extracellular region
Molecular function (GO): serine-type endopeptidase inhibitor activity; protein binding
Source: RefSeq, a predicted model, not a curated record